CUGCUGCCAGGGGAUUGGCUGGCUGGACCCCUGGAACUCUGCCAGUCCUGAACUCCCUAUAAAAAGAACUCUUUCCACCUGCCAUAUAGAGCCUUUUGGGGGUGAAUAGUCAUUUCUCAAGCAAGUCUGUCUGGCAGUUGUCAAUCAUGAGACGUUCCAGUGACUGCCCAGAAAAGGAACUCUUUCCAGAAGCUGGAGAUGUUUCACCUGUAAGGCCUUGGGAGCAGCCCCCACAGGUCCCUAUAGCAUAUGAGAGAGAAGACACCCACAACAAUCCUCUAUCUUCAAAAAUGCAGGUAGAGGACAGGGACUCUGAAACAAAUGUCUCCAUGCUGGAGCAUGCCUGCUCUAGCCAAUUCUGCCACCCUAUGGGGGAAGGUGUAUUCUCCUCCGUCAAACGAAAAUGUAAGUUCCCUGUUCCACCCAUGCAAGCCAGAACUGCUUCACACACUCCUUCCAUCAUUGAGAGUCCUCCAAGCAGUGAUGAUGAAGGCCCAGUGAUGCAUGUUAGAUCAGCUGCUACAAGUAAUGCUACCAUCUUUGGACACCAGACGGGCCCUACUCUGCUCCCAGGUACACAUGCUUCUGCAGCUGAGCCGGUGGCAUCUCUUUUAUCUUAUGCAGAACGUAUCUUCCGUGAGGGGAGAGAGGCAUUCCGCUCGACCAACGUCCCAGAUAAGGACACUCUACCAUUCAUGCAUCUUGGAGCUUCUUCAGACUCUGCUUCCAGUGCUGAGAGCCCUCGUGGCAGUGAAAAAGCCCCAAUACCGCACCAUCUGUUGACUCGACCACAGCACGCUAGUGUCCUGGGACAGCAAAGUGGCCAAGCUUCACUGCCAGAUAUGCAUGCUUCUGCUCCUGAGCAGGUGGAACCCUUCCACGGCUUGCAGCCAAAGCAAACAGAAAGCAGCUCACCUAUGUGGCAACACUUCUUCAUGCAUGGGACGGAAAAACUUGUGGCUGUGUGCAAGAUAUGCAACAAAAAUGUGAAGCUUGCCAGGAGAGGAGACGGCAAGAGUUUGGGCACAUACCCACUACGGCGUCACUGGGUGAUCUUCCACUCUCCCCUUGCGUCCCAGAAGCUUGUACUGAGAGGACCUGACUUGGGUGCUGCACAAUUGCAACUGGGAGCUGAGGAAAUGGAGCAUUGAGAUGGUACACAUCCCGUGGUGGCACUAUACAACACCGAAUGUGCCUGGCCGCUAGUAGAGGAAAUGUUUCCAUGCUCCCCGGUUGAUUCCAAUGCAUUCCAGCAGUUGAUGCAUUUCAUGGCCCCAAAGUGGAAGGUUCCUGGACAGAAAUUCUUCUUCAGGAUGAGCUAUGCCAGCCUUGGGUUAGGACAUCAUUAAAGCAAUUGAGCAAGGGCUAAGAGAGUCACUCUGCCCUUUUCACUCUUGGUGGCUGGGCCAAAGGAUCAACAAUGGGCUAUGCCUUUCUUUUCAAAGGAAAUUGGGUUGGGGACAAUGAUGGAAUUCUGUGCAGGCAUUGGACAAUGAUGACCAUGUGUGAGGAAUUGGGAGGCACUUCCAGCAAUCCAGUGGGAGGCCCGUUGCUGCCCGAAUGAACUGCAGUUGGCAUAUGUUCUUGACCCAUAAAUGUGUCACCCAGUGAGCUUUUAAGGAUUUUUAAAAAGGUUAUUGACAGGCGAAACUGUUAGUUGCUUAAUCAUCUGCUUUUAAUGUAAAAUUAAAUAAAGAUCAGUGAAAUCUUGAUAAA
This is a messenger RNA of Hemicordylus capensis (graceful crag lizard), 1716 nucleotides long. RefSeq lists its product as uncharacterized. Gene Ontology annotation, molecular function: DNA binding. The record is from RefSeq and is a predicted model, not a curated record. The transcript is spliced from 2 exons. The coding region runs from base 147 to 1151 and encodes 334 amino acids. Lineage: Eukaryota; Metazoa; Chordata; Lepidosauria; Squamata; Cordylidae.